AUGCCUGUUCUCAAACCCCUUUCGGGCGACGGCGAUGCGCCGCAGCAACACAAGCAACCCUCGAGAAAGGGCAAGAAGGCGUGGCGGAAGAACGUCGACGUGACCGAGGUACAAGACGGUCUCGACGAGCUCAACAAGCAAAUCAUUACGGGUGGUGUUGUCGCAGAGAAGGACUCGGCCGACCUCUUCACACUCGACACAGUCGGCAAGAUCGAGAAGCGCCCCAAGCCCAAGAAGACGCUCAAGUCGGACGAGAUCAUUGCCGCCCGCUCCUCCGUGCCCGCCGUCUCCUCCCGCAAGAAGCGCGAAAACGAAAGCACCAUGACGGCCAACGGCCUCCUCCCCGUCAAGCGCCAGCGCACCGACUGGGUCUCGCACAAGGAGCUCGACCGCCUGCGCCGGGUCGCCGACGGUCAAGAGGAGUCAAGCAUCGUCCCCCAGGAAGCGACCUACGACCUCUGGGGCGCCGCCGCCCCCGCCGCCCUCGCGGCAACAAAGGCGGACCCCAGCACCAAGGGCGAGGACAACUUCCUUACGCCCGUAGUCCGGGCCAAGCCUCCCAAAACGCUCAAGCACAAGCCCCUCUCUCUCGCCGCCAGCGGCAAGCAGAUCCCUGCAGUCCUCAAGCCCACGGGCGGCUACUCGUACAACCCGACAUUCGACGACUACGCCGAGCGACUCGAAGAGGAGAGCGCCAAGGCCGUGGCAGCAGAGGAGGCGCGCCUGGCGGCCGAGGAGGCGGAACGCGUCAAGCGCGAGGCCGUCGCCCGGUCCGCCGCCGAGGCCGACGCCGCCGAGGCCCGCGCCCAGUUGUCCGAGUGGGAUGAGGACUCGGCUUGGGAAGGGUUCGAGAGCGGGGUCGACGACGACAAGCCGUCCCUGAAGCGCCCGCAGCGCAAGACGCAGCAGCAGAGGAACCGCAUCAAGCGCCGCAAGGAGGCCGAGCGCGAGGCCAAGCACCAGCUCGCGAUGAAGAAGAAGGCGGCGCAGGCGGAGCAGAUCCAGCAGAUCGCGGCGGAGAUCGCCGAGCGGGACGCUUCCAAGAGCGCGCUUGCGCUGGCCAAGGAGGUCGGCGAGGGCAGCGACGCGGACGACGACGACGACGAGAUUGUCGACGAGGGCCGCCUGAGGAGGAGACAGCUCGGCAAGAUGAAGCUGCCGGAGAAGGACCUCGAGCUGGUGUUGCCCGACGAGCUCCAGGACUCGCUGCGGUUGUUGAGGCCGGAGGGAAACCUGCUCAAGGACCGGUACCGAAGUCUGCUCGUCCGCGGCAGAGUGGAAGCGAGGAGACAUAUCCCGUUCAAGAAGCAGGCCAGGUCGAAACUCACGGAGAAGUGGUCCUACAAGGACUUCAAGAUUUAA
This is a messenger RNA of Colletotrichum higginsianum IMI 349063, 1362 nucleotides long. Its product is annotated as 60s ribosomal biogenesis protein. The transcript has 2 exons. Gene Ontology annotation, molecular function: 5S rRNA binding. Bases 1 to 1362 code for a protein of 453 amino acids. Lineage: Eukaryota; Fungi; Ascomycota; Sordariomycetes; Glomerellales; Glomerellaceae. Gene Ontology annotation, biological process: ribosomal large subunit assembly; rRNA processing. The record is from RefSeq and is a predicted model, not a curated record. Gene Ontology annotation, cellular component: nucleolus.